AUGAACAGACAUUUUGUUGAAGCAAGCCAUUCAACAUUUGAUAUUUUAAUAUCAACUGAUAUUUAUCAAAGUCGAAAUUCAAAUGUUUACAAGGUGUUGAUUACCCUUAAUUAUAAAAGCAACGACCUACUGAAGAGUUCUGUGACGUGUGAGCGAGACAAAGAAGUAUUAAUUAUGAAAAAGAAAUGUUGA
Clunio marinus is the source of this 192-nucleotide messenger RNA. Lineage: Eukaryota; Metazoa; Arthropoda; Insecta; Diptera; Chironomidae. The record is from the annotation of a GenBank genome assembly.